GCAAUUAACAUAUUAAAAAUGGUGGACGCCAGUUGAAAAUUGUCUACUUCAACAAAAGUGAUGAUAAUUUUGUUAUUCAUUCGAAAAAUGUCGCUUUGAAACCAUAAAGUCAUGUUACAUGAGCUACUCUUUGCAUUAUCGGGUGUAAGUGGUGGUAUAUUUGUGGAUAACAAUGAUUCAAGUUUUGAAGUGGUGAAAGACUUGCCAUUCCUGCACCCUAGUGAAAAUGAAAUAUUGAAUAACUUGUGCAAGUUGGGAUGGCAUUUUCAGCAAUUUGAAAGGUUCAUUAAGCAUCAUAAUGUUUUAUUGCCAGGAGUUAAAUCAGACGAAGGAAAUGAUGUGUGUGGGUUGUAUUUGCAAGCAUUAAGCAGUGGUUUGAAUGAAGUAUUGAAGCCUUAUCGACAAGUACUAUUGGAACUUGAGCAGGAAAUUUUAAAUGAAGGAAACAUUCCAUUAACAUUUCUGCAGUAUAAACUGGAGAAGUAUCAGUUGUUAUUCCCUGCACUAACAAACACUCUUGAUGAGAUUAAAGAGAAAAAGGCCAAAGGAUGUGCCAUAUUGACUGUCUUAUAUUCCCAUUCAGCCAACGGCACUUUUGUCAAAGAAGCUUAUGAAAGGAUGUUGUUUGUGUGUCAUGGUGUGAUGUAUAAACAACUUAGUGCAUGGCUACUUCAUGGCCUUCUCUUGGAUUAUUACGAUGAGUUUUUCAUUAUGAAGUCUUCAUCUGUCAUUCCCAUGUAUUCGAUGGCUGAUGAAAUUGAAACAGAUGAUCAAAAGAUUUCACAUGAUGAGAAACCAGGCCUACCUGAUAAAACCGCGCAAAAUCGUUUCAUGCUGAAUGCAGAAAUGUUGCCCAAUUAUAUUUCAACGAUCGUCGCUGAAAAGAUUCUGUUUGUUGGGGAAUCUGUGAAAAUGCUGGAAAACGAAGUUAUGAAGAAAAAUGAAAUUGAGUUCGGGAGAUCUUUAAAUAAAUUACAACGAGAGCCUCUCUUUCAUCUACCAUCGUUUGAAAAAGAGAUUGAUCGGAUUAAAUCGAGUAUUGCCCAGCAUCUUUGGUCACUUGUUGUCGAAGAAGGGGAGUUAUUGAAGCAUCUUAAGCUGUUGAAGGAUUUCUAUCUUCUUGGUCGUGGGGAGUUGUUUCGUUCUUUGAUAGAGAAAUCCAAAGAUUUACUCAAAGUGCCACCGACGUCAACUACCGCGCUAAAUAUCAAAACAAUCUUUGAUGAAAUCGUGCGCAAGAUACUUCCUGAUGAAGAGAAUGACACUUCAUUCUUCUCACUUUCUGUUAAAGUACCAGAGUCAAAACGACAAAAGAAGAAGCUACCUGAUAUAGAAAGUAGCCUGAUAACAGGAUGGCAUUCCUUAAAAUUACAUUAUGACGUACAAUGGCCAUUGCACGUUGUCUUUACGUCUAGUUUCCUAGAAAAGUUCAAUGGUUUGUUAUUUUUGGUUAAUAUACGGAGAACGCAGAUGGAACUUCAGAAUGUAUGGACAAUGUUCAAGGGACGUCGUGCUGUAGAAAGAGGGAUAUCAAAGGAUAUAUGGCUACUGAGGAUGGAAAUGACCUUCGUCGACAAUCUACAAUAUUACCUUCAGGUUGAUGUUUUGGAGGCGCAAUAUUCAAUUUUAUUUGAGAAGAUAAACAGCGAGAAAAAUUUCGAGAUUUUGCGUAUCGCUCACGAUAACUUCAUUACGACAUUACAAGCUCAGUCUUUCCUACUUUUAAGACAGGUUUAUCAAUGUUUGAACGAGAUUCUGGAACUUUGUCAGUCGUUUUGUGCCGUGCUCAUUUCACACGUGACCACUGUGAUGUCAGAAAGAGAACAUAAUCAGAUCGAGAUCAUCAAGAAGAAUUACGCUCGCACGUCAUCUUUGCUUCUGAAGUUAUUUUCAGGCGUAAGGAGUCAUCAGGCAAGCCCACAUUUGGCACAGUUCCUGCUGCGGAUUGAUUUCAAUCGAUAUUUAUCUUCAAAUAAAAGUGGACUCUAUUAAUUCAUUGACGGCGCCCUCCAAUACUCAUAACAGGAGUACUACAUAUUAGUACUUUGAUGUAGUACUCCUGUUGUAAAGAUACAGCUAGUCCCACAUUGCUGUCUCAUUUAUUGUUGUGUGUAUAUUUUGUACAUGAGUUGUGUUAUUUUGCCUUUA
This is a messenger RNA of Xenia sp. Carnegie-2017, 2148 nucleotides long. Its product is annotated as gamma-tubulin complex component 4-like. The record is from RefSeq and is a predicted model, not a curated record. Gene Ontology annotation, cellular component: centrosome; gamma-tubulin complex; equatorial microtubule organizing center. NCBI's taxonomy places the organism in Eukaryota, Metazoa, Cnidaria, Anthozoa, Malacalcyonacea, Xeniidae. Gene Ontology annotation, molecular function: microtubule minus-end binding; gamma-tubulin binding. Gene Ontology annotation, biological process: spindle assembly; cytoplasmic microtubule organization; microtubule nucleation.